Molecule: messenger RNA, 3590 nt
Organism: Bombyx mandarina (wild silkworm)
Lineage: Eukaryota; Metazoa; Arthropoda; Insecta; Lepidoptera; Bombycidae
Source: RefSeq, a predicted model, not a curated record
UCUUUCAAAAAAGUUUCAAAGAAUUAAAUGUCCUCUGCAUAUUUGAUAAUACAUUUAACCUUUCAUUAUAGUUAUCACACUUAUCGUGUGUUGUCAUGUUACAACUUACAUGAGUAAACAAUAACUGAAAAUGUACAAUGAAUAAACAAUAGCUUUAUACAUAGUAAAUAAAUGAAAGAGAUAUUAUAGCAAUAUUAUAAAAACACAACGUUUAACAUUGAAAAUUUUGAGACAUUACAAUGAAUUUGUACCUUCUGUAUUUGAUAAUAUUUUAUAAUUGGAUUGAUAUUAUGGUAUGUCAGAGGCAAACGGGUCCUGACCCUUGGCACUAUGAUAAUAAUGUAGUCUCCAUAGAAGAAAAUCUUCCACCAGAUAUAAAAACUCUAACAACACAAAAAACUGUUAUAAACAAAAGAAGUGCAGGGAUCGGAGAAUGGGCGUUUAGAAGAACGGUUGCUAUCUUGAUUAAAGGUAGCCGAACACAGAGAAAAGAUGAAGGAGAUAUUGAAAUUUCUACUCAUAUGAAAUUCAAUAACGAAAGAUGGGAGACUCUAAACAGUUAUCUAGAGUCUGAUGAGCCAUUCUCUGAAGAGACUUUUCGUCGUGUUUUAGGAUACAUUGAAGGAGCUAUUUAUAAACCUACAAUUGUUGAAGAAACCAUAAUGGCUUGGAAUGAAUACGUCCACACGUUUCUCAUAGAGUAUAAGGUCCAAAUAACUUAUGCCUUAAUCACAUUAAGUAUUGUAGGAGUGAUUCUUUGGAGCUGGAGACAUAUUAAACAACAUAAAUGGAAAUUUAUAUUGGUGCUCCUUUAUUUCUACAAUGUUAUCAUUUCCUAUAAGGAAGCUGAGCAAAAAGAGUUUGAAACAUUUCUAUCAGCAAUACAAAAAUGUAAAUGGCAAUUUUGGUCAGAGUGCGAAGCACCUAAACCAGAUUUGCUAACGUUUUACAAGCACAUGGAUCCUCUAAAGAUUGCUGUCAGGAUGUUUUCGGUUUUGAUCUCCGAACCAAUGAUCAUCACUUGUGACACAGUUAAUACAAUCCUUCUUGGCAUUACAGAUGGAUUAUAUUUCCCGUUAAAUAAAAUUGUGCAUGGUUUAUUAAUGAUUUUAAUUGUUGUUGUUUUGUUAUUGUUUCUAUUCAUAACAAUGUACAACACCUUGUUGAGCGCUCCGGCCCUUCUGGGUUCUGGUUUAAAACGCCUUGCUACGACGACACGGAGAAACGAACCUCGUAGCUCACCGCGUAGAAGAGAGCAACAGAGUUUAGAUACAACGGAAACAAUACAACCCGCCACAAUAGACAGACUAUUGGAUGUGUGUGCACGUGCCUUGGAUACUGCAGCUAGUAACAACAGACAAAGACCGGCAUUACAAAUGAACGCAGUGCAAAGCACUUCUCAGAUACGAAGAUCUGCCAGUACAGGCCGAUUGCCCAGUUUAAAUAUAUCGAAAGAAAGCUGCUCUAAUUUUAGUAAUAACGAUCGGAAAAAUAAAUUUUCUAUUAAUGCCAGUGGCGAUCAUUAAUCGAAAAAUAUUCAAAUCGCUUGAAUUAAGAAAGUCACUUAGGACAACUAGAUUUAAACGUUGUUAAGUUAACGGUUUCAUAAACGUUCUAACAUAACGUUGUAAUUGGUUAAGUAUUGUUAAUAUCUAUCGGUGUGACCAUUUUAAGAUACGAUGUUUUAAAAUCAAAUUAAAAAAUGCAAAAAAGUCUAGUCGCCGAGACCCCAAAGGAAACAAAAAAAACAUACACGAAUUUCUAUAGCAGCAACUGGCAACAAUAUUGUCAUGUUGUGAAAAAUAUCAUCCAUUUACGGAAAGGUACCACCAUCUCCUUUUCUGCCGUAAAGCAACCAUGCUUUCCGGUUUAAAAGCAAUAGCUUCUUUCAAUUUUUCGUCGAGAUUCAAUUGAUCGAUUGUAAUAACAAUACCAGACGAAUCUCGACUCCACGUUUCACGUGAGUGGCGCCGUAGUGGUGUUUUCACCCUCUGGUAACCUAACAGCCAAGAAGAAGUUCUGAACUUGUUAUCCCAACCACGCUAAUAAAACAAACAGCCAUAAUAGGAAAGUAAUAUUUAUUUUUAAAGACAAAUUCAGGGUGAACAAUUUCCGGCCAAAUACUCAUCACGCUCUGUAUCUGAUCGAAAAAUAUACGUACCUAACACAUUCGGGAACGCCAUUGACGAUGACGAAAUAGAUAGUGCCUUGUAAUAAAAAUGACGCCUCAUUUUUCGUAGUUUUGCGUAACAAAUGUUAUUAGGGCGUAUUGUGAGCCCACACAGGUGCUUCCAUAGUCUGUUUCUACCGUGAAACAAUCCUGCAUUUAGAUUGCAUUUGAAGGGUCCCACCACUCACACCUCAGCAGCUCGAGUACAAAUUUUAAUAAAAGUGACCUCAUACCUUCCCAACCUAAAGCCUACACACAAGACUUAAAAGCGGGGCUGGCGAAUCGAAAGUGUGUGCCUGCCUUUACAGUAAUAUAAAAAUAAUCGUGAGGAUUCAAGAGGAUUAUUAAAUAAACUUUUGAUUCAAAUUUCGUUAAUAAACGUCUUUAUUUCAAUUAGUCGGAGUUAACAGUGUUAUGAACAGCUAUAUUUUUACAAAGUGAAAUCUGUGAUCUUUUUCCCGAGCUUGUUAUGAUUUUAAAAACGUGUUAAUGUUUUCAUCUAGUAUUUUAUUUGAUUUUUGAUAAGUAACAUAAAUUGUAUACACGCUUUUUUUUUAAUUGUGACGUAUUUAUUAAGUGUUAAUCGUGAUUGCUUUUUUAUAGUUUUGUACAAAUUGAAAUUUAAACCACUAAAAUGCCGAGUAAAAUAAAAAUAAAACAAUGAAAAAUGCUUAUUAUUUUAUUUUCGUGAUAUCGCAGUGAGUAGUGUAGUUGUAAGAAUAAUAAAAAUAAAUCUUAAUAAAGACCAAUAAAUUCUAAAAUAGUACAAAGUGAAACACAUUCUUAUUGUAUACGUUGAGAUAAACAAUAAACAGUGGAAAAGAGUUAAAGUUUUGUAAGAAGACAAUUAGAAAUAGUUUUUAUAUAUACAUAUAUGAAAUAUUUCCAGUACAGAUUGAACCUCGAAACAAAUAAAAGCAUAAUAAAUUUAUAAACAUUUUCUUAUUUUUUAAUAUAUUUUGAACAAACUAAAAUCGUGAUUUAAAAGAUAGUUAUACUAGUACAUGGAUAAGCAAAAUAAAAUCGGUAUUUUAGUGCAGAAUAUUACAAGUUUCAGAAAUGCCCAAAAGAAUACCGAAGUUAAUGAUGGUAUAAUAUAAAUUUAUAUUAUAAUUUACUGCGUCUGCUAAAAUCGAUUUAAUUUAAAAUUUAUUUGAUUGCAUAGGGAGAAAACUCUUGUUAUCAAAAUACUGUUCGCAGUUUAUUCUAUAUUGAAAAUCCCAAAUCAUUCCUUAAACCGAUUCCCUUCAGAACCUUUUUUUUAGAAAGUUUUACUGCACAUGGUUGUAUUUUUAGAAGAAAAAAAAAAAUAUGUACGAAAAAUGAAAAUCAGUCAUCGAAUUGAAUCCAACGAUCACGCCAUAAAAUACAGAAAAUACGACUUACUAUAUAAUUAAAUUCAAACAGGGAUUAUUUUCUU